GAAACAAAAAAGAUGGUUCUUUUCAUUCCACAAUUUCAUGAAUACUACUCUGUCAUGUUAGUCUGUCACCACACCCCCACCCCACUUUCCUUGUUCCUUUCCAACUCUUUUCAUUUCAUUUCACCCCCUUAAACAAUCUCUCUCGGUAGCUUCUCCACAGGCACAGGAUAUUACAACUUUCAGGAAACAUGGGAGUUUGUUUAAGCGCUCAAAUCAAAGCUGAAACUCCUUAUAACACUGGGUUAAAUUCAAAGAACUCAGCUUCAACUGGAAAUGAUCUGAGUAGCUUAAAUAGCAAGGUUUCAGCUGCAUCAGUGCCUCAGACUCCUCGAAGCGAAGGUGAAAUCUUGCAGUCAUCCAAAUUAAAGAGCUAUACCUUAGCAGAACUUAAGUCAGCCACUAGAAAUUUUCGUCCGGAUAGUGUUUUAGGAGAAGGUGGUUUUGGAUCAGUUUUUAAGGGUUGGAUUGAUGAGAAUUCGUUGGCUGCUGCUAAACCUGGUACUGGAAUUGUUAUUGCUGUUAAAAGACUUAAUCUAGAAAGCUUCCAAGGUCACAGAGAGUGGUUGGCCGAAGUCAACUAUCUUGGACAAUUUUCUCAUCCUCAUCUGGUGAAAUUGAUUGGCUAUUGCCUUGAAGAUGAACACCGCCUUCUUGCCUAUGAGUUUAUGCCCCGUGGAAGCUUGGAGAAUCACUUGUUCAGGAGUGAGCUACUAUUCCUUUCCCAUAUUUUACCUAAAUUUUUAACUUCGGAAGAUGUUUGUUUAACAUUGGGAAUAUUAAUGAAAUUCAAAACAGGAGGAUCGUAUUUUCAACCUCUUUCAUGGAGCUUGCGUGUGAAGGUUGCUCUUGACGCUGCCAAAGGGCUUGCGUUUCUGCACAGUGCUGAAAAUAAAGUGAUAUAUAGAGAUUUUAAGACUUCGAAUGUCUUGUUGGAUUCUGAUUAUAAUGCAAAGCUUUCUGAUUUCGGGUUGGCAAAGGAUGGUCCAACCGGUGACAAAAGUCAUGUCUCCACCAGGGUAAUGGGAACCUACGGAUAUGCUGCCCCUGAAUAUCUAGCCACAGGUCAUCUUACUACUAAGAGUGAUGUCUAUAGUUUCGGAGUUGUCCUGCUUGAAAUGUUAUCCGGUAAGAGGGCAGUUGACAAGAAUAGACCGUCUGGACAACACAACUUGGUGGAAUGGGCUAAACCGUAUCUGGCGAACAAACGUAAGAUUUUCAGCGUGAUAGAUAGUCGGCUCGAAGGGCAGUAUUCAGCAGACGAGUCCUUCAAGGUAGCCACCCUUGCUUUGCGAUGCCUAUCGACAGAAUCCAAGUACAGGCCCAACAUGGAUGAAGUUGUUAAUAUUUUGGAGCAGCUGAAGGUACCUAAUGUGAAUGUAGGAAAUCAAAAGCGAUAUCGGAGAAAAAGUGCUGAUGACGUUAGCCAUGCAAAGGACAACACAUCUGGUGCUAAUUCGAAGAGUCACAAUGCUUAUCCGCGUAUCACAUUGUCUCCUCUCUAUACCUGAAACUGCAGAUACAACAAUCUUCAAACAUGGGAAGAACUGUGGCACCUCUGUAGGUAAUAGAAUGUACAUAUCAUAUUUCAGAGCCAAGCUUCUCAUAACAUUUCUAGGUGAGAUUGCUAAUGUUUAGCAAUUAAUGUUGAGUGUAUUCUGAAAAAUUACAAAUCGAGAUUAACGAUUUAGAUAAAAACAUUGUCCUGAAUAGAACAUUACGGGAAAAGUUGAUCCAUGAUGCCAUUUCAUGCUUGGUUUCAUGUUUUCAUGAUUAUGUGAGUAUAUAGAAGUUAGGUAGAAAGUCAUAGAUGCAACUGUAGUUAAUUGUGUUAUUUGUGUUUGAGUAGAGUGAGUGAGAGGUAAAGUCAAGGUUACCCUACUAGAUUAUGAUGAGGUUGCAAAAUCUUUUGACUUGGAUAAUACUCCACUACACAUGAUUUUGUAUGUUAGUAUUUAUUAAUUUGUACCCUUUAUCACA
Lathyrus oleraceus (garden pea) is the source of this 1977-nucleotide messenger RNA. RefSeq names its product probable serine/threonine-protein kinase PBL9. The coding region runs from base 189 to 1508 and encodes 439 amino acids. Gene Ontology annotation, molecular function: protein kinase activity; ATP binding. Gene Ontology annotation, biological process: protein phosphorylation. NCBI's taxonomy places the organism in Eukaryota, Viridiplantae, Streptophyta, Magnoliopsida, Fabales, Fabaceae. The transcript has 6 exons. The record is from RefSeq and is a predicted model, not a curated record.